Molecule: messenger RNA, 2490 nt
Organism: Eimeria acervulina
Lineage: Eukaryota; Apicomplexa; Conoidasida; Eucoccidiorida; Eimeriidae
Exons: 5
Coding region: 1-2490 (829 amino acids)
Source: RefSeq, a predicted model, not a curated record
AUGGAGGAGGGUGUGAAGAAGAUGAUUAGAGGGCACAAGACAAAUGUAGUUGCGUUGUUUUCCUUUUUCUUAUUAUUUGCGGCUUAUGAACCGCUUCGAGCCUUUACAGAGGCCCUAGGGAGCCCUUCUAGUGUGCACAGCCCCAAGCGAGAGGACGUCGACUUGGGCACCCCGAAACAACCCCCAGAAGAAUCUGCUGCAGCAGCAGCUGCUGCUGCUGCUUCCAGAGAUAGCGGUAGUGAAAGUGGUGCUGCAGAUUCCGCUGCUUCCUUGCGUAGCUCCGCCGGGGGCCCCUCAUCCUCUUCUGGCGAUUCACGAUUGCCAGGACCCUCUGGGUCAUCUAAUUCAAAAGCAAAUUUAAAUGGGACGCCGGCACCAAGAGAGAGAGGGGCCGGAGAUGUUGUCUGUUCUACAGGACUUCGUCUGGCGUUUGACUGCGCUUUGCGUCGCAUCGUAGCCUUUGGGGUGCGGGAUUACUUGCUGGAUAAAUACAAAUUACCGAUGGUGCCUCUUGAUCUCUGCCAAAGCGACAUCCUGCUCGAUGUUGAACAGUGCAUUCCAACGGAAUUCGCAGAUAUCUUCCCUGCUGACGCCUUCCUAGAGGUUGUGCGCCAGAAGCAGCUGUUGGUGGGAACCAUGGACUUCAGCGUAUUUCCGCAGUUGGCUUCGGACCAGGGCUACACAUCGGGUUUCUAUCCUGAACUUGUUCAGGCAGUUGCUCGAGAGUUGACGGUAAUCGCUUUGCAGAACCCAGGACUGCGUCGGGAGUUGGUGGGCGACAGGGAGUUGAACAUAAGCAUUCUUGAUCAGUCCUUUAGCAAGCGUCUUCAUGAUGUGAAGACAGCGGUGGCGCAGGAACUCUCCUGCAGUUCCGCAUGCAAUGAAAACGGCAGAAAAAGCCCACACCACGGCCUGCAACAACUGUCCGCCUCCUCUCGGAAACCCCCAGUUGCCUUCAUGAACGAUUCGCUGGGAGUAGACGGAGACUUUCCGUGGCAGGACGGGCUGCCCUGUGGGGGGGAGGCAUCUGCCGCUGGUUCUGCUUCGUGUUUGUUGAUGGGUUGCCUGUCGCCAUGGCGCGAUAUCCCCAAAGACGUGCUUAUUGGGGUAACUCACGUUAAAUUCAGCACCCCGAUGAACCUGGUGGCCGCUGUACACCGCGGGGAGGUGCACAUGACAGACGUAGGCACAAUCGCCUCCGCCUACCUGCCAGAAAAGUACAACUUCCUCCCUCUCAGAGAAGUCCUCGAGCCCUCCUGCACCAUCGGCGCGUGGAAGAGCUUCUUUCUUCUUAGGGACCCCUGGAGCCGCCGGCGACGUGAUCGCAAACACCACAGCGGAUCAGACACUGAACACAAGAAAAAGGCAAAGUCACACGCAGGGGCUCACAGCGACGCAAGAACAGCGAGUUCUUCAUUCAGCACAGGGGGCCUUGAAAGGAAUUCGUCGUCCGGUCUCGCGCGCAGUUCUCCAACCGCCGACACGAGCAUUGAAAGAAGACAUAGUUUAGCCGCCAUGGGGGAGUAUCCCCGGAUGGAGAGCCGUGGAGACGAACUGCAGAGCUGGGAAGAUCGCAUGGGUCAAACGCGCAGUUUGUUCUUCAAGCUUUACGGCGUCCAGACAGAUGGCUCCCCUACAGCUAGCACCAGCAGCAGCAAUAACAGCAGCAGCAGUAAAAGCAGCCAGCAGCAGCCAGCAACUCCCGGGACAAACGCAGUCCCCGCAAGCAGGAGCGCUGAAACGGACACUGCAGCAUAUGAAGAGAGAACGCUGGUGAAGCUGCAGGCAGUCGAUCACUUCUUGUUCUCUUAUUUGUUCCCAGAGGAUUUGAGGGUCUCCAGUGUGAGAAAAUUGACGGACUUGUCGUCGGUGCUCAGCGACGGAGAGCCCGUGGGCGCCUUCGGCUACGGCCUGGCUGGGCGGGGGGGCCGUCGCCGUAUUUCAUCGGGUUUGUCGUGGCGUUGCCAUUCACAGCAGAGGAGGAGUCCGAGUUGGAUCGGUGCCCGCCUAAGAAGAGAAUCGCUUUUAUCUCGAAUGGGACGGGCGUGCGAUGUGCACCAGACAGCAGCUGGGCGACACGGGGUAGGGCGGCAGCAUGACGGGGUGGUGGAGUUUCCGGGGCCUCUUGUUCCCCUAGCUGCUUUCUUCUCAAAAAGCAGAGACCCAAUGUGCAGAGGAAUUUCCAAGAGGGCCGUGAUGGCCGUUGCGGAGAAGCAGACGGCGCUAAGCGCAGCAGCCUCCAUGCCGAUGCCGUUCUCGUUGGGGCGCUGGUGCCUCCUUCCUGCAGUCUUUCUACACAGCGAGAUUCGCGCACGGGCAUCUGAGCUGCGUUUCCUUAGUACUCAACUCCAAGCUCCUUUGUCAUUAGUCGGCGACGCAGGACAGCAGCCAGCACAGCUGCCUCGCCAUUCGCUUCUCCCUCUCAGACCUGUGAAGUUCCUAGGGGAAAUUCACACCACCAGGUCGCACAACUACAUUUGUUGUCCUUGA